AGAGAAAUAAUUUCAUCUAGUCUUCCAAAUUUUGUGUCCCAAGACAGCUCUUGUGAUAAUCCUCCUAUACUUCGAGUAAAGCCAGCCAGAGAUGCUAAGAUUUCUCCUCUUUCAAUGUCUGCUGUAGAUAUUGCUUCAAGUUCUGAUGUGUGCCUUGAGAAACAUAUGAAACUAUCACAUAAAACUUUAUGUAAAGAUAUAAAUAAAACAAAAAGAGCAAUCCGUGUAAAUCAAAAAAUUUCUUGUGAAAAACAGAUAGACAGCUGUGAAAACUCGGAGAAAUCUGAUAUUCUGUUGGAAAAUGCAACAGAAAGUACUGAUAUUAACCAUCAAGUAGAUCUGCCAGAUAUGUGUAUGAAGCCAGUCCCUAAUGAUGUCUAUUCUGUUGAACCUUUAACACCUCCAAAAUCAGUUCCUGAGCUGGAUGGCUCUUUGGAUUCUGUGUCUGAAGCUCAGAGAUCCUUAUCUUUGUUAGCAUCUAUGUUAGAUAACUCAAACAAAAAGGAAUCACCAUCUGAGUCUAUGAUUAAAUCAGCUGACGAAAACAGAAAAUGUCCAUCACCAAUAGAUACUUCUUAUAGGACACUUAACAGUGCAUCUGCUUUUCCUGAAAAAACUGACCAUUCAGUUGUUGGAUCUGAAUCCAUUUUAGAUUCAACUCAGCUUAAAAGUGGUAUGGAUAAUAAUAUGACUCUUGGUGAGUUUCUUAGUUUGAAUUCAAAAAAAGUUGCUCAUUCUUCUGAACCUCUAGAGGAGAAAAAAUGUAUUCCAGAUGGUGAUUUUAAUUUGCUGAAAGACGAAGAAAAUCAAGAUAACACAGAGAGUAUAUAUCAUAAAACUGUAAGAAAUGGCUGGACUACUGAAGAAGCUGGAUUUCUUACAUUUGGGGAACUUUUUUUACUGCUUGGAAAACCAUCUACCAUUGUUUUAGAGUAUGAAUUUGAACAAUCUGAAACUCCUGUAACUAACACUGAGGAGAAUGAAACACCUUCUGAGAUGACAACAAUGUUGAAUAAAGUUUUUGAAGUAGCUCAGACUUAUUUUAUGGAGCCUAAAAAUAAGCAGGUAUCUGGAAAGCAGCAUGGCCGUACUUCUAAUAAAACAUCAAAAAUUAAAACUUGCCUAAACGAAAGAGCUGCCAAAGAUAUACCAAAUAUGAAUGCAAGUUCUGAUGCAAAUAUAAGCUGCAAAGAAGUUUCAGUAAAUAAAGAUGCUGCAUAUGUAAAUCCAACAAUUGCAUCAGAUAAUUUAACACCUGAUAAGCAUGUUUUUGUUAUGCCUGUUGGAACAGCUCCCAGAAAUGUGAAGCCACCUGAUCAAAAUUCUCUUAAAGAAGAAAUUGGGAAACUUCUGCCUGGGACAAGGAGAGGAUGCAGAGUGCGUCGAAAACCUUUGGUUGUUCAGAGACCUUUGCUGCCUCGUGAAGGAAUGAGAACUCUUUCCGGUCCAAGACCUAUGACAGUAGUACAUAUUGUGCCUUCUGUUUCACCAUUAACUGCUGUCAUACCAUCUAGCAUUACAAGAGCUGAGAAUAAAAUUAACAUCCCUUCCGCAAAAAAGGUUAUGAAGAUUAUUUCUCCAGGAUCAUCUAUUGACAUGCAUCCGAUCCAGGUGCCAGUAAUUAAACAAGUUCAUACAGAUCCUGUUCCAAAUAUGAUUUUACAACAAAGUUCAGUACCAGCCUCACAUGUUCUUGUGAAUUCUACCUCAGCAAAUUCUAUUCAGAUUUUAAGUGAUCAAAAUAUCUCAUGUCGAUUGACACCUGUCAGCUCUACAAUUACAACUUCUCUUAUAAAAAACCAAGAGAGUUCAGCUGUUAUGGAAAGCCUCCCUAUAAUAUCCGAUUCUGAAAUUGCAACAUCUUCUACCCUAGACGCACUAAAUUUGGACUUGCUGUCUGUGUCAUCUACAAAUUCAAAUAAAUAUGAUGAAAAUUUUGUUUCAUUUCCCCAUAUAUCAAUACCAGAAACUUCAAAUCCUUUACCUUCCAGUAUGUCUCCAAUAGCAUCAGCAUCAUUUUUGGAUGAUUUUGGGCUUACUCCAAAUAAAAGUAAGUUAUAUGAUUCUGUAUCAAAUACAUCAUCGCUCAGUGUCGAUCUCCUUCCUGCUACUCCAAAACAAAGUACUCCACCUGAAAGCCCAGCUCACCAACCUUUCAGAAUCAAUUCACCUGAAAUUCAGUGGUUAAAUGGAGAGAGCACUGAAUUAUCACUGAACACUUUCUUAAACUCUAUGGAAUCACCUUGUAAAGUUACCUCAUCUUCUACAUCUGCUAAUAUAGUGACUGAAAACUCAAACUUUGAUUCAAUUUCAAGAUUGCCACCUGUUGUUGACUCUCAAGUUCGUUGUUUACUUGAUGAAUGCAGCAUUGAUUUCAUUACAAAAUUUGAAGAUCUUGCUGAUGUGAUAAAUAACUCAUCAAGUAAUGAAAGCAAACAAACAUGACUUCACUUGUAUAUAUUAUACCAUAAUAUUGUAAUGUUUACUACAUGCUGUAAAAAAUUAUGAAUUUUUCAUAACUCCAAGCUUUUUCAUUUCAUUUUUAAGAUAUGAGUGCUUUAUCUAUGUGAAAAUAUCUGAAUAGAUUUAUCUUUGAAAUAUUAUGGAAUGUAUGUGUUCUCAUAUAAAUGCAUUUAAAAACAUAUUUGUAAGUUGUGGAAAUACUGUUGCAAAUUUUCAGUAUAAAAUACAUUUCAAUCUUGAAAUGUUUUUAAAAUUGUACACUUUAUGUGUAAUGUACUACACAUUGAAUUUGUUGUAGAAACUUAUUUUUAAUUAAAGCGAUACAUUUAUAACUUUUGAAAAUGUAUUAGUUUAGUAUUAUUUAUGUCUUUUACAUAAAAAAAUACAAAAAUUAGCAGUUUUCUAUGUCUUGUAUGGCUGAGAAAGAAAUACUUUUAAACAAGAUACUAGAAUCCUUAUUUUCAGUAAUUCACACAUGUAUCAAAUAUUUUAUUUCGUGGACCAAUAUUAAAGUGUACAUGAAAUGAAUAUUUGAAUAUCAUUCAGUUUUUAGCCGGACAUUUUUGUGCAACCAACUUCUAAAAUAUGGGGUCCAUAUACUUCAUGAAAAUUUUAGAAGUACUUAAUUUUGAAAAUUAAGAGCUCUUCUUAAAGUAAAUGAUUUGAAAUGUUCUUAUUUAAGCUGAUUUAUUUUAAACCAGUUUGUAGUUUUUUAAAUUACUAUUUGAUUAAAAAACUAAAUAAGGAGGAUUCAUCAAUUAAAAAAUUAUUCUUCAUAAUGAAAAUUUUAAAAUUCACAUUUAUGCCUCUCCCUCUAAAUAAAAAUACUUUCUAAAUACAAUAAUACUCUCUCAUCUGUGGCAACAUGUUUCAUUGCUUACUGCAGAUUGUGCUGAAUGCUGUAUUCGGUUCACAAAACUAGGCAAACAUUUAAAUGAUAAAAUGUGUCGAGUUUUACCUAAUGUUCGUAAGUAAUACGGUACAAUUUCAUAAAUAAAAUCGAUGAAAUUUUAUUACAUAUGUACCACAGUAAAUAUUACUGUCAUUAAAUAAAGUAAUUAUAUAGCAUUCUAUAUACUGCAUCUCAUAGUAACAAUGUAUUUCUUUUAUUUCUGUUUUAUACACGAGAUUAAGGAAUUCUAAUGCUUAAAUCCUCAAAGAGCUGAUAUGCCAACAAAAAGUAUUCUAUCUUAUUAUGUAUUAUCAUGUGCAGUUUCAAGUGUUAGCAGAAAACUAGAAAUUGCUCAUGUAUCAAAGUAUUACAAGAGCAGUGAACCAUCAAUCCAGAUCAUGCAUAUAUUUGUGCUUGUGAUGAGAAUUGGCAUUAGAAAGCUAGUGACAUUCAUUACACCGUGUUAUAUCAUUUUGUGUUGUGUAUAUGGUGUAUAUUUUCUGUCGUAACAAACUGUUUUAUUUUUUAAAAUUUUUUAGUGUUUUAGAGGGGGUAGCAGUAAGCUGCCACAGAUAACUUAAUUGGUAUAUAUGAGGGCGACUAUAUAUUCUUUUAUUUGUAUUAGAAAUUAUUGCUAUUUGAGCUUUGAGAUAUUGGUGAUUUUAAAUUCGCUUAAAUAUUAAAUUGGUAACAAAAUCAGAUAUUUGCAUGCUAAGGAAUAAAGAUGAAUCUGAGAAGUUUUAAAUACUUAGCAUAAAUAUUAUAUAUACAUUAAAGAACUCAAUAAUUUUCAUAGAUUAUUUGUAGAAAUGUUUUCCAGAAUAUUUAGCUCAUUUCACUGCAGUUACCAGCAAUUACACCUUAAAUGAGUGAAAUGGGAUGACUUCAGAGCCGUUUCAAAAUUGAGUACUUAACUGCUUUUAAAGUUUCUGUGAAGAGAAAGUAGGUAAGAUUAGAUUACUUUCAAGCAAAAGGAAAAUUUUUUCUACUUUUCAGCUGGGAAAGAUAACUUUCCUGACUUUGAUUUUUCAAGCACUGUUAUUUUUAUUGGAGAAGUAUUUACAUGUGUGUAUGAAUCCUGUUUAUUAUUGUGCAGUAAAGUGUGUUGUAGAAUAUUUUUAAAAAAUAAGUAUGUAUGCAAUUUAAAUUGUUAUUUGCUUCAAAUCUGUAUUUCAGAAGACAAUCACAUUUUUAGUAUUCAUUCAGUUUAUUCACAAUUCAUUAGUUAAUUGUGUGUAUAAGUUAUGUCUUUUAUCAGACUGUGAAAAAAUGAAAUGAGAGGUAUCGUCUAGUUUUAUUGAUAUAAAUUGAUUCACAGUACCUAUGUAUAUCUUUUAAUGUAAUUUGAGUUUCUUUAUAAAAACUCCCUCUGAAAGUAGUCAUUAGAAAGCUCUACAGAGUUUUUAUUCUAAGACAGCUUGUACUUCAGUUGUUUGUAUUUUAACAGUAAUCUACUUCACACUCCCCUUUCCCCAAAAAGGAAAUAUGUUCUUGUUUUGUUAAAUUUAAUAAAUUAUAAGUGACAUUGGACUUGUAUGAUUCUACAAAGCAUUUAUUUUAAGUAAAUCAUAAAGUCGGGGAUUAUUUGAAAGAAAACGAAAUUCGGUGACUAUAUAAAAAUGUGUCAUUUUUAAAUCAAUAAUUAUGCUAGUUGUCUUCUGUAUGUAAACAAACUGCUUUGCAAUUUAAUUGACUGUUUGAUUGUUAACUGAUAUUAUUUUGUCUUAUGUAUUAAUGUUGCAGAAAAAUUGUCAUAAUCCUGUAUAGUUUAUUGUCAUUAUUAUUUAAUUAUCUUGCACUGUUUUUCCUAAUUCUUUUAACACAAAAGGCAGUGUUUAUGCAUUUGAUAGUAUUAGGUAAUUUUCAGCUAUAAAGUUUUAUUUUGUUUUACAAAGCAAACAAAGAUAAAUAACAAAGCUGUAAAUUAUAAGAAUAAUUUAUAAAAAUAAGAAAAACAUUUAACAUAAUAACUAAAAAUGAAUUAUAAGAAUGUACAUGUUUUGAUGCCAUGUUUAUGUCAAAAAGGAAUUUUUCAAAAAUUUUAUUUUAUUCAUAACUGGAGUACUAUUUUAAAGUGUUUUCAUGUGCAAUAGGAACUAAAGUUUUAAUAUUUGGUAUCUGUACUAGAACAUGCUUGUGUAGUUCUUAUGCAGUUCUUGAAGUAGCAUUUUUAGAACGAUUAGUUAGAUUAAUCUAAAACUUUUUUUCUUUCUGUCUUGGCUAUGUGAUAUUAUUUUACAUCAGGUAGAAAGAUUUUAAAUUAAACCAUAUUAAUUUUAUUAGAUUCUAUAGUGUAAUAAGCCUUAUAAUUACGUGAAAGUGAUUUAACCACCGAUAGUUCAACAAAGCAAUAAAAUGACAUUUGUAAUGA
Messenger RNA from Stegodyphus dumicola, 5726 nucleotides. RefSeq names its product cramped chromatin regulator (gene crm). The record is from RefSeq and is a predicted model, not a curated record. Lineage: Eukaryota; Metazoa; Arthropoda; Arachnida; Araneae; Eresidae. Gene Ontology annotation, molecular function: chromatin binding. Gene Ontology annotation, cellular component: nucleus. Gene Ontology annotation, biological process: pattern specification process.